AUGAGGGACCGUCUGAGGGUGAAAGAGAUGGAAUACAUGUCGCAACUGAAGCAGUUGCUGGCAAUUUGUGAAACGUUCAAAGGCAAUGGUUCCUCUAGAUUAGACCCAAUGAUGAAUGUCAGUUGUCAAACUGAUAUCAUUGCAAAUUCAUUGAGAUUAAUACUAGUCAAAUAUUCUUCAUUGCCAUUUUAUUCUGAUGCUUCAUUAGAUUUUACUGCAUUGUUAUCCGAUUUAUUGGAAGACAGAUCAUUAUUAGAUCAAUAUAGGUUAGUUUUGUUUACUGCAAUUGAUUUGAUAUUGAAUGAAAACAUUUCUCUCUUUAGAAUAGAAUCUCAUCCCCAGUUCGUAACCUGCAUUAUUAAUAUUUAUUCUAGAAUCAUUGAAUAUUCUUCUCUAGCGCUCAAUUCUUCUGAUGAGUUUAUAUCUUUGCAGAAAGAGUUUCAGUAUUUAUUCUCUACAAAGUACGAGAAUUUAGAUUCAAAUUUAUUAAAAUUUAACAACGUUCACGAUUUGCAUUCAUUUUCAAAUGGUCUAGUUUCUUCCUUUCCAGUUAGAUUGAAUGAGAUUGUCAAUAGAGGUUACUUUAUACUUUCAAUUGAGAAACUAAAUUAUAAAAAGAUACCUGUAGAAAUUUUCCAGCUCUCAAAUGGUCACUUGGCCAUAUUUAAAGUUGACUCAGAAUAUAUCCCUAGUGACAAAAAUGAUAUUCUUUCGAAUUUACUAAACAGCAAAUUUCAGAUUCUUAACGUUGGAAGGUCAUUGUUAUUUCCAUUUUUAAGGAAGAAUGACUUGGUUAUAACCAAUUUAUUAACAGGUGGAUGUAUUCUAAAGACUAAAGUUGGAAAUAAUAUCGAGUUACACAUUCAAUCUAUUAGCGAAUUAGAAUGGAAUAAAUACUGGAACCUAUAUUUCCAUAAAUUAUUCGAUGAAGACAACAUUUUACAAAUUGAUGAUACAAUAAUUACAACUUCGACCUUAAACAAAUCAACUCAUCAUUUGCAGUCCUUCAAAAUUAAAUAUGAUGAAAUCACCAAGCUAAGACCAGAAAACACAACAGGGUUGGCCAUCCAAGCACCCGCUGCCAGGUCUCUCAAAGUUAAAGGGUUAGAUAAUAAUGUUUCUAAUUUACAAAAAUCGAUGUUACAUCGCUCAAAGCCGUUGACAGGUUCUCUAUCGUCAUUAAUUGUAGAUGAGAUGAAAUUUCAGAAGUCAUAUACAACCGAGGAUUUAAGUAAAACUAAUAACAACAUCUCAGGUGUAGAUGCCGGAAUUUCAAUCGAAAACGAGAUUAAGAAUUUCAGACUAUCUGAUAAUAAUACAACUGAUGCUAUCAAUAACAAACAAACUAGCCUUUUGAGCGCAUCGAACAAAAAUUCACCAGAGAAGGUGAAUGAAGUGUCUGAUGUUGAUAGUAUUAUAUCCGAAUUAUUAGAUGAAAAUGAAGCAGGAUUGAUUUCUGAACAAAAUAUAGAAGCAUCUAUAACAAGCAGUCCAGAAUACAUCCCUUCAUUUUAUAAGAAGAAAUCCUCAUCUUUACUAAGUGUAUUUGCAAAGAAUAAGAGUAAGAAUAAAACUAGAAAGCUUCAAUCUAGUGACAACAUAUUGGACAAUAACUCUCCAAUUUUUGGUAGCUCAACUAGUUCAUCACUUUUUCAUACCGAGGAGGGAACUGGUACCUUAAACCCUGAUCCAGAGUUGAUGACAUCUUCCGUAUCUUCCAAAUACAAUUCAGAGCUUACGGAUUCUAAUCAAGACUAUUUCGAAGUUCCUGAUCAAUUUAGAAAAACUUCAUCUAAUACAGUUUUUGAAGCUGAUGGCGUUAAAUUAUCAAGUUGGACAGGGAAAGGUUGGUCACAAUUGGGCAACAAUUCCAAUAGCCUGUCAAUUAUAGAAAUUAUAAAGAACAAUUAUGCUUUAGUUCUGACAUGUAAUGAGGAUACUAAAUAUGGAAAUAAUGGGAUAUUGAUUUGCAAAAUAUCUGCGUCUUGGAAGUGCAUGAGAUCAACUGCCCAAGAUAUACAAUUCACAAUAUUAGGAGGUAAUAUUGUUUCCAGCAUUAUACCAAUACAGGAGAAGAACUUAUUUAGUAUAAGGUACACGAUGGCUGAAGGGCUAAUAAAUGUUUUAAGUCACUGUAUGAGAGGAAAUUUGCCAAUCUCAAACACAGUUUCUACUUUAUCUAGUUCUACUACUGCUGGAACACUUUCAACUGCAAACUCAUCAUACUUCGAUAGUAAUUCAUCAACUGUCAGCAACUCUUUUUCUAAUUUAUCGGAAUUGGGAGCAUAUGAUGAAGGAGUGAAAGUUUCAAAAAAUACUAAGGACUAUAAGACAUCUCUACUUUUGCCAUCUAUCAGAGUAAAAUAUCAUCAACAAACUAGUGAUAAUUACUGGAAGGCAAUGGGUACAGGCAAUGUAAACAUAUACUCCCAAGAAUAUCAAAAAGUAAAAAUUGCAUGUAAGUUUGAGAUAACUUAUGUUGAUUCUAAUAACCGGAAAGAAAAGAAAUCUUCAACGUUUGUUAGUUACCUGCACAAAAUUAAUAAAGUUGGUAGAACAGGUAUUUCUUUAACCGACUUUGCAACUAAUAAUUGUCAAUUGUUGGAAUUUCAAAAUCAAAUUGUUGCCGAUCAAGUAUUCAAAUUACUUUUCCAAUGA
Molecule: messenger RNA, 2658 nt
Organism: Vanderwaltozyma polyspora DSM 70294
Lineage: Eukaryota; Fungi; Ascomycota; Saccharomycetes; Saccharomycetales; Saccharomycetaceae
Gene: RBH1
Product: Rbh1p
Exons: 1
Coding region: 1-2658 (885 amino acids)
Source: RefSeq, a predicted model, not a curated record